CCACGAUGCCAUCCCCCGCGAAGUUCACCAUGAAGGACACGCUUAUACCCUCAAAUGACUCCGUAUGCCUUCCCACGGUGAAAUCGCAGCUAGGUGAGUAGAAUCAGGUAUAUGGGUUCUCAGGCUCUGAUUUUUGAGUCUCCGUCUGUAAUGCGGAGUAAGAUCUCUCUCUUUUUGCUCGCUUUCGCGUGCGCAUCAUUCUUUGUGCACACCACAAAACUCUCCUUUGAUUACGUUACAACCGUGUUCGCUCCCGAUGACCCCCAAAAAUUGGACAAAAGUUAUGAAGACGGAAUAGCUCUUCGUGAGCUGAUACACACAUAGAGGUUGUUACGUGUGUAUUCAGUGGAUCUCCGAAUGACUUGAUCACCUGCUGCGCUGAUCCAUGGGAACGUAAGACACGCAACAGGGACUG
Molecule: messenger RNA, 415 nt
Organism: Desarmillaria tabescens
Lineage: Eukaryota; Fungi; Basidiomycota; Agaricomycetes; Agaricales; Physalacriaceae
Exons: 1
Coding region: 112-324 (70 amino acids)
Source: RefSeq, a predicted model, not a curated record